GAUUUGAACCACAGAUGGCAACUCAGGCAACUGGCACGUUGCGCCGGCAUUAUACUAUAGAAUUUUGUUUUUAUUUUUAAAAAUCAGUUUUACCUAUUUUUGGUCCCUAGUUUCAAUGGCCGUUUAUUGCUUGGACUUUCUUGGCUUCCAGGAGGCGCUGAAGAAGAUGCGAGAUGUGGAUGACAAAAUUAUAUAUGCUCUGAAUGCACUUCCCACCGAAUCCUUCAAGGGCCAAGUGGAUAGCGAAAACACGUGCCGCGACCUUUAUGCCAAAUUGGAGCAAUCGCACCUCACUCGGCAAGACAAGAUACGCAAUUGCAUAACACUGUCGGCGAAUAGUCUGAAAAAACUCCGUGAGCAGCAAGAGGCUCAGCCCAAUGAUGUGGAAACGGGCAGCAAGUUCAAGGCAGAGCAGCGGAAGCUGAGGGUGCUGCAGGCAGAAUUGUAUGUGGAAGACAUCAUCAAGGAGCGGACGUACAAGGCAUUCAAUGAACGCUGCCGGGCUUACUUCCAUGCUGGACAAUAGAGUGAUUCGCAAUAUAAAAGUGCAAUUGAGCGUAGUGCAGUGACUUGAUUAGUUUUAAGCCUUAAUCUUAUGUGUAAACCAUAGAGGAACCGCCUAAAAGACUUUACUGACCUGGUGGCAUUUAUGAACACUUGGAAAUACAUAAAUGAACCCGAGAA
Molecule: messenger RNA, 684 nt
Organism: Drosophila subobscura
Lineage: Eukaryota; Metazoa; Arthropoda; Insecta; Diptera; Drosophilidae
Gene: Ccdc58
Product: coiled-coil domain-containing protein 58
Exons: 4
Coding region: 116-526 (136 amino acids)
Cellular component (GO): mitochondrion; mitochondrial intermembrane space
Source: RefSeq, a predicted model, not a curated record